GCGCUGACCAACAUGGCCGCGUGCAGUGUGGAAGAGCUGUUGGCUAAAGCCGAGCAAGAAGAGUCAGAAAAACUGAAAAGCAUCACCGUCCACAAAGAGCUGGACCUGGAGUUCGACAUCGGCAACCUGCUAGCUUGUGACAAGAACCGUAUCGAGACCCGGGACUUCAGAGAGCAGAAGAAAGAGGACUUCCUCCGCUCGUUAGCUCGUGACAACACGCAGCUUCUCAUCAACGAGAUCUGGAAACAACCCACGGAGAGAGUCGAGGAGGCGAUAGUGGUCAAGUUACCCGACUCUGUGACCCAGCUGCCCAGAGAGAAACCACCCCCGAAGGCCAGACCUCCUACGAAAUGGGAAGAGUUCGCCAAGCUGAAGGGCAUACAGAAGAAGAAGAAGACCAACUUAGUCUGGGAUGAAACUGCGAAGGAGUGGAGGAGGCGCUGGGGCUACAAGAGGGCCAAAGACGACACCAAGGAGUGGCUGAUUGAGGUGCCGGAGACUGCAGACCCAAAUGAGGACCAGUUCGCCAAACGCGUCAAAGCCAAGAAGGAGAGAGUGGCCAAAAACGAGUUCAACAGGUUGAAGAACAUCGCCAGGGCCCAGAAGGUGAAAGUGCCAGGUGUGGGACUGACCCCUGUAGCCCAGCAGUCCAAAGAUGAGCUGGCCAGAGCUGUGAGCGUGGCCAGAUCCUCCACGGCAUCCAUGGGCAGGUUCCAGGACCGCCUGCCUAAAGAGAAACCCCCAAAGAACAUGGGCAAGAAGAGAAAGUUUGAGCCCCUCAUCGGUAACUUUUCCAACGAGAAGCAGAAGCAGCUGGAGCUUCUGAGAGUUAUGGACAGCAAGAAGCCCAAGUUGGACAUCACCAAGGCUGUCAACAAGCAGAUGAGAGAGGAGGACAGGGAGGAGGCGUCGGCUAAACACAAGAGGGGAGCAGGGAAGAAAGGGCGCAAAGGCAGCAUGGCAGGGAAAGGCAGAGGGAAGGGUGGGAAAGGAAAAGGAGGUAAAGCUGGUGGAGCUAAAGCUGGUGGAGGUAAAGCUGGAGGAGGGAAGAGGAGAGGCAAACCAGGGAAGCACUGAGGACCCUGACUCUCCUGCAUCCUGCUUCAUCUGUCCGUGCCUUGGCAUCAAAACUGGACUGAACUGAUGCAAUAUGAACGAUGGGUGUCGUGUCGGGACUGUCCAGGAUUUUUGUGGCUCUUUAACUAUACGUUGAAACUGUCACCAAAUCUGUAAAUAUCUGUCCCAGCAUUCAUGGAGGCGUCCUGAUUAAUAUGUGUAAUAUUAAUGGAAAAAUACUUCAACUGCAGCACACAUUAAAAAAAAAGAUCAGGUGAUUGUGUUUCCUGUUUUAAUUAAAUGCAGAUAGCAGCAGACAUUUUUCACUUUUAUAUGACUUUUAAUAGUGAGAAAAUGUACAGAUGCAACUUAUAGCGCAGCAGCAACAAAAUUGUAAACAAUGUAGUCAUAGAAAACACAGUGUGCAGUGCUCAUUUCCUCAAAGAUUGCACACAUGGUAAGGAGAGAGUGCAGCAUGCAAAGAAUUUCAAGUGCUGUAGAGAAGUAUUUCCUUCUAAAAAUGUGUUAUUUAAGAUAAACAUGACAUUUUUUUUGGUCACUUUUCACUGUAAUCAUUAAAAAUACAGCAAGCCAGUGAGUUAAAGUAUAAAAUAGGAACACAGUGUAAGAGAUGGGAUUCAGGCAUCAUCCAUUGUGUUGUAUACACCUGAACUUUUCCCACAGCAGCAUGUGGAAACAUCUUUAGUAAAAAGGCCUGUUUAUUGGUCUGUGUGUUGAGCAACAAGCAUGAACUGUGCUAAUAUGAAGAAGUAAGAAUCAGUGCGACAUGUUGCGUGAAAAGCUGAGAGGUUAGCAAGUCUGUUUGGCUCUUUGCAUUUAGCGUUCUGCAUAUUGUGGCUGUAAAGGUCCCAGCAAGGAAGGGAGACUUGUCUGUAGGUGUGGGCGAUAUAUAACACUUCAUGUUAUAUAUUUUCACAUCACCUGCCACGAAAGAGCUUAAUUUGUAUUAAAAAUAGUUAAAGUCGAUGCAAGCCCAACUGCAAGCAACAUAUUGAAUGUGUUGUCAAUGGAGUGAUGAUGGUUGAUGUAGCUGAUGCAGUCUAAUGCAGUCUAAAGUAUCACCUCUGCUAAUAAACCUGGGAUGGACAACAGCUUUUCUUUUUUUUUCUUUUUUUUUGGCGAACCUCGUGUGUGUUUUUCACAGCUGCCCUGGCUUUCCUUUAACCUUAACGCUUUUCUUCUCCCCAGAAGUGAACGUCAGACCUGUCUUCUAAGCGGCUUAGCUGUGGUUUUUGGUUAUGUAAAGGCUUUGCUUUGGCCUUGAUGUUUAGAUGGGAGGCGUCACACUGAAUCAAGAGCAGUGAGAAGAGUUGCAGACAGCAAAAAAAAGUUUUGCACCUUUGGUACAUAUGGACACAACUAAAAUAUAAAAAAACACUGUAAUAAUUGUAUUUUCUAUCAUUAAUAAGUGUAUUACUCUGAUGGUAUUUUGUUCUCUGCAGGUAUUUCAUUUCAUGUGCUUCCUGUUUUAAAAGUGACUUUUUGGAUGUAGUCCAUCUGAGUGUUCUGCAGGACUACUGAGGCCAAAGAUAAUGAGGUUAAUUAGUUGUCUCACCUGUUUACAGUUGUUUACUCAACCUCCUGUUGACGUUGAUGGAUUUGAGGAAAUAAAAUGCACCUGU
Messenger RNA from Chelmon rostratus (copperband butterflyfish), 2699 nucleotides. RefSeq names its product ribosome biogenesis regulator 1 homolog (gene rrs1). Gene Ontology annotation, cellular component: nucleolus; nucleus; preribosome, large subunit precursor. Gene Ontology annotation, molecular function: protein binding. Gene Ontology annotation, biological process: ribosomal large subunit export from nucleus; endonucleolytic cleavage in ITS1 to separate SSU-rRNA from 5.8S rRNA and LSU-rRNA from tricistronic rRNA transcript (SSU-rRNA, 5.8S rRNA, LSU-rRNA); ribosome biogenesis. The record is from RefSeq and is a predicted model, not a curated record. NCBI's taxonomy places the organism in Eukaryota, Metazoa, Chordata, Actinopteri, Chaetodontiformes, Chaetodontidae. The transcript has a single exon. Bases 13 to 1077 code for a protein of 354 amino acids.